Solea solea (common sole) is the source of this 1343-nucleotide messenger RNA. It is a transcript of the gene mmd, whose product is annotated as monocyte to macrophage differentiation-associated. The coding region runs from base 542 to 1261 and encodes 239 amino acids. Gene Ontology annotation, molecular function: pore-forming activity. Gene Ontology annotation, cellular component: membrane. NCBI's taxonomy places the organism in Eukaryota, Metazoa, Chordata, Actinopteri, Pleuronectiformes, Soleidae. The record is from RefSeq and is a predicted model, not a curated record. The transcript has 7 exons.
CCCUCUGAUAUGAUUGGCCGGCAUGCCGGUUCUCUUUGCCGCUGAUUGGCUGAAUGUACUGUCGGUCAACAUCUCAUGACAGUUUUUGGGCGGGGCGUUCACGCAGACUCGAGUGGAGCAGCAGCGGCUCCGCGUGCAGCGACGCCGGCUCGUCAUUACCCGACUGUAGUGUGUGCUUUGCGGGGGUCAUUCCAGGCUGCGCCACCCCCCACCCCCCUCUCUUCCCGGUGCUCAUGGAUACCUGUAGCUUAAAGCAGCGGCAGUGAGUGAGUGAGUGAGUGGGUUCUGAAACAGAAAUGGUUCUAAGAAAAAGGCUAAAAUGGAGGCUGUGUAGAAGAAGUGGGACCGAGUGUGCGUUUGUGCCUUAAAUGAAAGUUAGCUCGUGAGCGUGAUCGUAGCUAGCUGAUGCUAGGCCUUCCGUUUCCCUCGCUUUGUCAGAGCAGGUUGUUCUUGUUUUAUUUUUGGAAUAGUUUUUACUAAAGCCGAACUUUGUGGCUCCUUUGUUCGCUGCUUUUCUCCCCGUGGUUCACUGAGCAGUGAAAUGAAGAGAGUGAACAGCUUUCAGAGGUUCAUGAACAGACGGGCCUCUGCUAACUGCCGCUACCAGCCCACCUGCUACGAGCAUGCUGCAAACUGCUACACCCAUGCUCUCCUCAUCGUGCCGGCCUUCGUGGGCAUGGCCUCGCUGUACCGUCUGUCUGACAACAGCUGGGAGAGGAUCACGGCCUGGGUGUACGGGAUGGGCCUCUGUGCACUGUUCCUGGUCUCCACUGUGUUUCACAUCAUCACCUGGAAGAAGAGCCACAUGAGGUCGAUGGAGCAGUGUUUCCACAUGUGUGACAGAGUAGUCAUCUAUUUCUUCAUCGCUGCCUCUUACACACCUUGGUUAAACCUGCGUGAACUGGGACCUCUGGCGGCGCACAUGCGCUGGUUCGUGUGGCUCAUGGCCGCGGCUGGAACCGUCUACGUCUUCAACUACCAUGAGAAGUAUAAAGUGGUUGAGCUUGCCUUCUACUUGGCGAUGGGCUUUUUCCCGGCGUCGGUUGUGACGUCAAUGAGCAACACCGACGGGCUUCAGGAGCUGGCCUGCGGCGGACUCAUCUACUGCCUCGGCGUGUUCUUCUUCAAGUGUGACGGUGUCAUCCCCUUCGCUCACGCCAUCUGGCACGUUUUCGUGGCGCUCGCUGCCGCCGUGCACUACUACGCCAUCUGGAAAUACCUCUACAAGGCUCCCAGCGCCGACGCCCUCCUCGGCUCGUGACUGCGCCCGACUGCCCACUGAAGCUGCGGCGGCAGCUCAAACGUUUACGGAAUUUUUUUAUAUAUAUAUAUAUAUAUAUAUA